CUCCUCUAUCGAUUCCAAGAAAACCUUCCAAAAAGUGGAAGCAAACUACUCAUACUUGAGAGAAUUCAUCGUCUCCGCCGCCAGUUAAUCGGAAGAAGAAGGAGAAGUUCGGUUAUGAAGGCUCCUCGAAAAUGAUCCACUGUAAUCUGCUUUCCAAUGCAACCAUGGAGAAUCCUGCCAAGUUCUUCAUUCAGUUCAGGAGACGAGCGCUGGAUCUCGACUGGAAGCUCCCGACGUUCAUCCUCUUCUCAAUCGCCUUCCUCUCUCUCUCCACUUCCUUCUCCUCACUGUCAGUUUCCCCCAAAAUUGAUUCCAUAUUCCGCGGCAAUUUUUCAAUCGCCAAGGCAGGGCCUAGAAUUGCGGUUUGUUUGGUCGGCGGAGCACGGAGGUUCGAACUGACCGGACCUUCGAUUGUAGAGAGGAUCCUCCGAGUCUACGAGAAUUCCGACCUGUUCCUCCAUUCCCCGCUCGAUUCCGACGCAUAUAAGCUUUUGUUGCUCGACGCCGCGCCGAGAAUCGCCGCCGUUAGGAUUUUCAAACCUAGCUCCAUACCGGAGACUGAAUCGGCUUCUCGAGUACUCACCGCCAUGAACUCGCCCAAUGGUAUACAGGGUCUCUUGCAAUACUUCAACUUGGUGGAAGGCUGUCUAACAAUGAUCAAUAAAUAUCAGGACUACAACAGCUUUACAUACGAUUGGAUUAUCCGGACCCGACUCGACGGCUACUGGGCCGGCCCAUUGGGCCCCAAGAAUUUCAUCCCGGGUAAAUACGUCGUCCCUUUGGGCUCAUCCUACGGUGGGCUCAACGACCGGUUUGGGUUGGGUGACUACAACACAUCCGUGGUGGCCCUAUCUAGACUCUCCUUGAUUCCGCAGCUCGACUCGGCCGGGCUGGCCCAACUCAACUCAGAGAUGGCCUUUAUGGCCCAACUCACAACCCAAGGGGUCCAAUACACAACCAGUGGGCUCCCUUUUUGCAUUGUAACGGACCGGCAAUACGAGUUCCCGCCGGGCCCGUUUGGAGUGCCUGUUGUAGCAAUGUCGAGCCUUGGCCCACUUAGCGGUGCAAAAUGCAGGCCGUGCAGGCCCAUUUGUAGUGGGCCUUGCGUUGAGCCCAUUUUGAGUGGGCUUAGUACAAACUGGAGCUGGACGGAGUGGCGGAAUAAUACUAUCGGGCUUUGCGACGCCCACGGAGAAUGGGAAGACGGGUGGGAAGAGAGGUUCGAUACCGUGGCCGGCGAGAAAUUGGGCUUUGCUAGAAAAGAGAUUCCGGCUUUGGACAUGGAUCAGUGUGUCCGAGGAUUUCGGAGGAUGAGAAAACGAGUGGCCCAUUGGGAUGGGCCCAAGCCCAAACAAAUAUGCCGAUUGGGCCUCGUGAGUAAAUUCUCAAACUAAUAUUUUUGAAAUGACUUAUUUGCACCAACGUUGAAUGCAGAACUCCUCUACAUCAAUUUUUUCGAUUUAAUUUUCUCUAUAUAUUACAAAAAUAUAUUAUACACAUUUUCUUUUACAAAUUAUUGCAACUGGUUGAUAAAAGCCUGUUAAGUGAAAGUGUAGUUAGUAAAUUGUUUGAAUUCAUUACUCUAACUAAUUACCAAUAGUUAAUUCUAUUAACUUA
This is a messenger RNA of Andrographis paniculata, 1617 nucleotides long. RefSeq lists its product as uncharacterized. NCBI's taxonomy places the organism in Eukaryota, Viridiplantae, Streptophyta, Magnoliopsida, Lamiales, Acanthaceae. Bases 132 to 1394 code for a protein of 420 amino acids. The transcript has 2 exons. The record is from RefSeq and is a predicted model, not a curated record.